GUGAUUGGGGAUUUUGGGCUAUGUUUCCUGAGGAUUUGAUUUUUGAAAUUCUAGGUAGAGUGGGUGAAAAAGAUUUGAUUUUGCUGAAAUCUGUGUCUAAAGGUUGGAACUUUGUGAUAUCCAAAAUUUGCAUUCCUAGAAUGUCUCCUCCCUCCCCUGCUGCUCCCUUCUGGAGUUUCCUCCUUUUCAAGGACCCCCUUCCUCCCGAAGAGGGCCGUGAAGUCGGCGACCCAUUCUUGAAACUUCACUACUUGCUUAUGUACCACUACGUGUACAAACAGUUCAGGCCUCCAAGGUUUCGUUUAGACAAAACUGGUCACUUAUUUCCUUCUCUGCUUCCGGACAAGCGUGAUCAUUCCGGCAUUCGAGACUGCUGCAAUGGGAUUCUACUCUUAGCUUCCUCCUCCCAAUAUUAUGUCGCUAACCCUGUCACAAAACAGCGUAUUUCAAUCCCAAUUAACCCCCAACACCACCAUACCGACAUCAAAACUAUGCAUUCCUCAUUUGUUUUUGAUCCCUCCCUUUCCCUUGACUUUAAGAUUGUUGCCUUCACGGCAGUUAAUCUUCCAUUGGAAUUAGAUAUCUUCUGUUCCGAGAUGGGUCAAUGGCGCAGCCAUGUCCUCCCACUCGAGCCUCAUGAUCUCCAUGGCUGUGAGUGGCUUCCCCGCUCAAUUUACUUCAAUCGGGGCCUCUAUUCUCUCUCUUUGGCUAUGUUCUUAGUGUGCAUUGACAACCUCCUCCCCAGCCCUAGCGAUCUAAGAGCUUGGGCUGUUGAGCUUCCUGAUAAAGAUGUGAUCACACCUAGUGAUAAAGAUGUGAUCACACCUAGUGAGAGUGGGUGCAUAGGGGUGUCUUCAGGGUGUUUCUACUACUCCAAUCGUGACCCUGGAGGUUCGUACAUGUAUGUGUGGAUGUUGCGCUAUAAUGGGAGAGAUUCAGAAUGGGUUCUGAUGCACACCAUAAGCAUUGCUGUUGAUCUUGUUGAUAGCCCCUUAUGCCGCCUUAAACGUGUCUUGUAUUGGAAAAAUUUCGAUUGCUUUAGGCCUCGUGCCUUUAACCCCAAGGACAAUGUAUUGAUUAUUGCAGCUCCUACAGUCGUGGCCUCGUAUAACUUAAAGACCAAAUUUCUCGACCACCUUUGCAGUUUACCCAUGUUGAACUGCAACCGGAAAUCUUAUCAUUUGGAUGGAAAUUGGAUCUUUCCCUUCUCGCCAUGCCUGCUCAUACUCCCUUGUCAGAGUUUGGGAGAGAAAAUCAUUGUGCUGCAUUGAAAGUAUACAAGCGGAGAUGUUGUGGCAUAGCCCCCGCAGGUGGUUGGCGAGGAUCGAGCAUAGUAAUCAAGUUGAACGGCCGAGGUUUUGCUUCCAUCAAUUAAGCAGUUUCACGCGUCCACAGAGGGGAGACAAUGCUCUUGAAAAAAUGAGACAUUACUGUCACGUCUUCUUCCUUCCCAAUCUGCUUCUCAACUCUUUUGGUCAAGGGGCGUCAUCGUUCGUGUGUGUUCAUAAAAAAAGGUGAUGUGCAAAAAUUGAUUCCAAUCUCUGCAAAUAACAGUAGUCUUCACAAGCUUUUUCAACUAGCAAUUAUGAGGUGGAAUUGUCAAUAACUAGGACUGCUGAAUUUUCACACAUGGUAACGUUCUUGCUAAAAGUUUUCUACACGAGUCUCUAUCUGUAAUGAAGUUUUCACAUCAGGAGAUGAUGAGAGAGAGUGAGCUUUAUGGAAAACAAUGGAACUAUGUUGUAUGUAGUGCUGCACCAACAGUUUACAUCUGCUGU
This is a messenger RNA of Salvia hispanica, 1778 nucleotides long. Lineage: Eukaryota; Viridiplantae; Streptophyta; Magnoliopsida; Lamiales; Lamiaceae. The record is from RefSeq and is a predicted model, not a curated record.